This is a messenger RNA of Pimephales promelas (fathead minnow), 2714 nucleotides long. It is a transcript of the gene carm1l, whose product is annotated as coactivator-associated arginine methyltransferase 1, like. NCBI's taxonomy places the organism in Eukaryota, Metazoa, Chordata, Actinopteri, Cypriniformes, Leuciscidae. Gene Ontology annotation, molecular function: histone H3R2 methyltransferase activity. Gene Ontology annotation, biological process: peptidyl-arginine methylation, to asymmetrical-dimethyl arginine; chromatin remodeling. The record is from RefSeq and is a predicted model, not a curated record.
AAGGCCGCUUUACGCCCUCCUCUUAUUUGAACCUAUUCACAACCUCUCUGUCAAAAUGCGUGUACAAGAAGGACACAAGAGCUUCGCCAGUCCUGGGUUCAGUCAUGGGCGAUAAUCAGUUACAGAGCCGUUUCUCUGUGACUGUGAUCUUUCUCAACGAGAGCGACGUAAAGCGAGAUCAACAUCAGGAUCUCACGCUUCACGCGCACAGACAGCUGGACGAUGACGUCUCUCUCACAAUUAACGACGAUGCUGGGGUUUGUGUUUUUAAGUUCUCCAUCACGAGGGAGACCGAGUGUUGUCGGGUGGCCAGCCGCUCGUUCCUCGUCACACUGGGCUAUUUCAGCAUCCUAAUCCGCUUCAACUCUCAGUCAGAGUUUCAGGGCUUCCACAGACUGCUGAGCUCGUGGACGGACCUCAGGAGGACAGACCCGUCUGUGUUUCAGCAGAGGACCGAUGAAUCGUCUGCGCUGCAGUACUUCCAGUUUUAUGGCUGUCUGUCCCAGCAGCAGAACAUGCUUCAGGAUUACCUCAGGACCGCAACGUACCAAAAAGCCAUUUUGCUCAAUGAAGUCGACUUCAAAGAUAAAGUGGUUCUCGAUGUGGGCUGUGGGACGGGGAUAUUGUCCUUCUUCGCCGUCCAGGCCGGGGCGAAGAGAGUUUACGCGGUGGAGGCCAGCUCUGUGGCCAAAUAUGCAGAAAUUCUAGUGAAAAGCAAUAGCUUGUCUGACAAAAUCACGGUUCUGUCAGGAAAGAUCGAGGAAGUGUCCUGCCCGGAGAAGGUGGACGUCAUCAUCUCGGAGCCCAUCGGCUACAUGCUCCUCAACGAGAGGAUGCUGGAGAGCUUUCUACACGCCAAAUACUGGUUAAAGCCCAAAGGAAUGAUGUUCCCUACGCAGAGUGACAUUCACCUGGCUCCGUUCACUGACGAACAACUGUACAUGGAGCAUCAUGCCCGCACCAACUUCUGGAAUCAGAGGGGUUUCUAUGGCGUGAACUUGAGCGGCCUUCAUUCUUCUGCGCUGGAUGAGUUCUUCAGACAGCCGAUAGUCGACACAUUUGAUGUGCAGAUUCUCAUGGCCAGGUCUGUGAAAUACACAAUCAACUUUCUGGAGGCAAAAGAGGAAGAUUUACAUCGGUUGGAAAUCCCAUUUGUCUUCAAACUGCUGCAGUCAGGGCUCAUUCAUGGACUUGCCUUUUGGUUCGAUGUGGCCUUUGUUGGUUCAAGAAUGACAGUAUGGCUGUCCACUGCUCCUAAUGAACCUUUGACUCACUGGUAUCAGGUGCGCUGUCUUCUGCAAACCCCCCUGUUUGCCAAAAUGGGACAGACAUUAUCUGGACAAGUUCAUCUAAUAGCCAACAGGAGACAAAGCUAUGACAUUCACAUCACUGCUGUGGUUGAUCAGUCUGGAUUUAAAUCUGGGAACACACUGGAUUUGAAAAAUCCUUUUUUCCGUUACGCCUGAAUCAUCACUCUCAAGACUGCAGGUCUAUCACUCAACAUGCAAAAAUAACAAAAAAAGAAUGAUAUUACUGCCCAGAUUAAAGUCCACAGAUCUGAAUCUAUGAACCCUUUUGAAAAAUCCAGCUUAAGGAAUGAUGUGGGAGUGCUGGUGUAGCAGCUACACCAGCUCAGUUUAGCUUGAGGACAGCAUGAAUAAGCAGGUUCACCAGCACUAACCAGCACAAACCAGUCCGGACCAACGUGGAAUUCAUUCAUGCUGGUUAUGCUGGAUUUUUCAGCAGGGAAGGUUCUGUGUGCAUGUGAUAUCGUGAUAUGGGAUAUAUGUUAGUAAAACAAGGUGACUGAUUGAAAUUGCUUUAUUUUCAUAGCCAUCAUCUUUAAAUAAUUAGUUUUACAUUAAAAGGAUAGUUCACCCAAAAUGUAGGCUUUUAUUCACUUAUAAAUGAAAAGUCAAGCUUUUGUUGAGCAUAUUUGAUGAGCUUCAUGCAUGUGCUUUAAUCUUGACAUCUAUUUCUUGUAUGAACAUCCAAAUAUGCUUUCACAGAAAUGUGUGAAUUAAGUCUGUUUAAAACAUUUUCUAUUGAAAGACUGAAAUUAAAUAAAAUGGUUUCGGAGAAAAUUUUGUUUUAGCUACACCGCUGAUCAAACACACUUGAAAAAUCUAUCCAGAGUCUUCGGAAUAUUUGAAGAUUACAUGCGGUUGUGAUUUUGCAGACUGAUCUCAUGAAAUGGCGUAUGUAUGACAUGCCAAUUCGUGUUUCCAUUUUGGCGUGCAAUAAAAACUAUGUUUACGCAAAAGUCAUGAUGUCAUGGAUUUUGGAUUAGAUUUGGAGCUAAACUCUGCUGGACAGGGUGUUGCCACCCAUGGCUCAAAAAUAAACUAAAAGGAGAACACAGUAAAUGCACUGGUGAAGUCUGCAGUCCAAUCUUUAGCUUCUGAAAUUUGUGAAAACCAAAAACCUCCUGUUGGUUCUUUCAUUUCUCACUUGUCUUUUCAUUUAGAUGGCUGUGAGUCCCUGUUAAAAUCUUGCUUGACACUGGUUUGGGUUCCUCUGGAUCCUUCGAAGUGCAUGGACUUUAAAGGACACUCAUUCAAAGGCCACAAAGGUUGGAACAAGUGUUGUUAAAUGGGGCAGUCUAGCCUACGGAGGAUUGUUGGCCUUGCAACUGUGACAGCUGCCUUUGAUGAGCGGCAGUAACAUUGUACUGAACUUCUUUGAAAAUUAUAUUAAACUGUCUGAAAACAAAA